AUGGAGUACAAUGAGCUAGACGAGCGAAUGUACGGUGAAAUGCAUAGGGCAGACUGGUGGUGGGAGAUGCAGAAUACUCUGCCAGAGGGAUCAACAGUGGUACCAGUGAUUUGCGCAUCAGAUGGAACGCACCUAACGAAUUUCAGUGGUGACAAGAAGGCCUGGCCUGUUUACUUAACGAUUGGAAAUAUCACUUCAGAAAUACGCAAUAAACCCUCCAGUUUUGCAUUCAUACUCCUGGCUCUUUUACCGGUUCCACGGAAAUUGGGAGUACGUGCAAAUGAACAGCAUCGAGAGAACCAGAUGGCUCUUCACAAAGUUUUGGGAGAGAUUUUGAAAGGCCUUCGGGGCCCUGCACAAAACGGUGAGCUUAUAGCGUGCGCUGAUGGCUACGAUCGCCUGUGUUUCCCUAUACUAUGUGCCUGGGUUGCCGAUCAGCCAGAACACGCCACGCUACAAAAUAUCAACAAUCAUGCCUGCCCACGAUGUGAGGUUGAUUUCAAAGGCUUGGGAAGCCUUCACGAAAGCCCGCCAUGGAUUCAGGAGCGAUAUGUUGAGAUCGUAAAGGAAUAUAAGGAUAAUAGGUCUAACGCAGCACCCGUGGAAUACCUUGUAUCAAAGUCUUUAAAGACCCUCUACAAUGCCUUUUGGGCCUUGCCGAGGACCAGCGCCUAUGAUCUCCACAAGCCCGACAUACUACACAAUAUCUACCUGGGACCAUUGAGACACAUGAUGGAGUGGGUUCAGGGGUUUCUUAAGAAACACAAUCGAAUAGAGGAGUUUGAUCGAGCUUGGUCCUCCAUCGGGCCUUAUCUAGGGCUCGCUGUGCCCAACAAAGCGUAUCGAGCAACUACACAGUGGCAGGGUAAAGAAAUGCGACAUCUUGGCCGGAUAGUUUUGGGAGCCUUUGCGGUGGCUUUACAAGCCCCUCCAAUGGCGGCACGGAAAGACUUUAGUAGAGCUUUGCGGUGUGUACGAGCGUUGAUUGACUUCCACCUCAUGGCACUGUAUACAACUCAUACAAAGGAGACUCUAGAGUAUCUCCAAAGCUAUCGCGAAAACUUCCACAAGUAUAAAGAUGUAUUUCUCGAAUUCCGGGCCUAUAAACGAACGAGGAAGGACGCCAAGGAUCGAACAAAAGUACUUCAAGGCUCCGGAAGCCUUGAGAGAGGCCUAGAAGAGGUUCAAGAGAUUCGGGAGGGGUCCCAUUUUAAUUUCAUUAAGAUGAAUCUACUAUCACACUUUAGAGAGCAUGUGGAGCGAUUCGGAAAUAUACCCAUGUUUUCAACGGAUGUCAGUGAGUUGGCUCAUCGGCGGCAAAUUAAGAUGGCCUACACUGAUUCGAAUGAGGUAGAUGCCACGGUCCAGAUUCUUGAUUACCACCCAAAGCGUAUGGUGAUGGAGAUGAGAGUGUUGAACUUGAAACAUAUUGUUUUCUCCCUGCCCGAGCAUUAUGAGGGCCUGCCGAGCCAUCGAGAAAGCUUGAGAGACCUAUUGGAGAUUUUCAAAAAUGAAGACCAACAAAGAGGAGGCAGUGAGCGAUUGCUGGACGGAGAUGCACCACAGAAAUCUAAGAUGACGACGCCGGACAAUUCGGCGACCCGGUUAUCUGAUAUCGCAGACAUUAUCAAGAUGAACAGGACUACACUUGCCAGGGCUGUAUCGGAAUAUGGUCAGGGACUACAACGGGAAGAAGGAGGGUUAUUGAGCCUUCUUGACUACCCAGUGAGGUAUUUCAAAUGCCUGCAGGUGCCAGUAUCAGUGUUCCAAAAGAGUGAUAGCUAUGAGAUACAUAACAUACGAUGCACUGGAGAGGCUUUGUUCAGGAAAAGGGCAGUUCGGAAUGAUUGGGCUUGGAUUAAGGUAGCUACUACGGACCCCUGGGGAGCAUUUCAGGGACGUUUACCAGGGCACUUAAAGGCAAUAUUCAGACUACGUGAUAUCUUUACUAGAAAGACAUAUCAACUUUGCUUGGUUGAGCUGCUGGAGGCAAGGGACAGGGGCCUUCCUGAAGGCUCGCAUGGACUUCUAAGAGUCGCGAGGCGCUCCCGGCAAAGAUUUUGGAUAAUUAAUACUCGUAGCGUCUUGGGAAUGGCACAUUUAUUCGAAUUGGGGCAGGGACAAUGGCUGGUAAACACUAGAGUAGAUUUAAGAACUUGGAACGAAUUCCAUAUAUAA
Messenger RNA from Morchella importuna, 2178 nucleotides. RefSeq lists its product as uncharacterized. The record is from RefSeq and is a predicted model, not a curated record. The transcript has 2 exons. NCBI's taxonomy places the organism in Eukaryota, Fungi, Ascomycota, Pezizomycetes, Pezizales, Morchellaceae. Bases 1 to 2178 code for a protein of 725 amino acids.